CAAUAAGCCUGGAAACGCCAACCGUACAUUAUUUUGUCGGCUUUCCUCAAGUCGUAUCGACGCUCAACAGCUACACCAGAUUUCGGCUUCAGAGCUCAGGUACCCCAGCACGGCAAUGGGUUCAGUCGAGAAGAACGCUCCGCUCUAUACUUCAGCCGAAGGAUGUCCCUAUGCGGACGCGACCACGGCGCAGCGCUUCAGUGAUGGCUCGCCCGUCAAGGGAUUGAUGCUCCUGCAGGACACACAGCUUAUUGAGACACUGGCGCACUUCAGCCGCGAGCGCAUUCCUGAACGAGUUGUCCAUGCCCGCGCAGUCGGAGCCUGGGGCGAGUUUGAAGUAACGCAUGACAUCUCCCAUCUGACUUCUGCCAGGUUUCUCACGGGCAUCGGCAAGAAGAGCAAGACACUGUGUCGCAUCUCCACCGUCGGCCCGGGAGCCGGCAGCGCCGAUACCAUCCGAGCUGUUAGGGGCUGGGCCCUCAAGAUCUUCACUGAGGAGGGCAACCAGGACUUUGUCUUCAACAGCAUCCCCGUCUUCUUCGUCCGCGAUCCCAUCAAGUUCCCCUCGCUCAACCGCUCGCACAAGCGCCAUCCUGCCACCAACCUCAACGACGCUACAACGUUGUGGGACUUCCACGUCCACAACCAGGAGGGCAUCCACGCGCUAAUGCUGCUGUUCAGCGAGCGCGGCACUCCCAAGACCGCCCGCCACACAAACGGCUACAGCGGACACACGUACAAGCUUACCAAGCCCGACGGCACCUUCCACUACGCCAAGUUCCACUUCAAGUCCAACCAGGGCAACGAGACGCUGACCAACGACGAGGCAGUCCGUUUGGCGGGCGAAGAUCCGGACAACCACACAGCCGAUUUGUACAACGCCAUCGAAGCAGGCAACUUUCCGUCCUGGACGUUGUACAUCCAGGUCAUGACGCCGGAGCAGGCCGAGACGUACCGCUGGAACGUCUUUGACAUGACCAAGGUGUGGCCGCACGCCGACUUUCCGCUUCAGCCGGUGGGCAAGCUCACGUUUAACAAGAAUCCGAACAACUAUUUCGCCGACGUCGAGCAAGCCGCCUUUUCCCCGUCUACUAUGGUCCCCGGCCUAGCCCCCUCCGCAGACCCAAUCCUCCAGGCCCGCAUGUUCGCCUACCCCGACGCAGCACGCUACCGCCUAGGCGUCAAUUACCAACAGCUGCCAUGCAACCGCGCCUUAGCGCCCGUCUACUGCCCCUACCAGCGCGACGGCCUCGCCACCGUUAACGGCAACUACGGCGGCGACCCCAACUAUGUCCGGUCCGGACUGAAACCUGUCAUCUCCUUCACAGUUCCGAGCAGCUCUAGCAGUGGAAACCAUUUUGCGGCGCAGAAUGCCAACUUGAAGCACAACGCCUGGGUCUUGGGCUCGGUGGAUGACUACACGAGCGAGGUGACGGAGGAGGAUUUUGCGCAGGCGAGGAUGUUUUGGGAGAAGGUUCUGGGUCGGCAGGAUGGGCUGCAGGAGAGGUUUGUUGGGAAUGUGGCGGUGCAUUUGAAGAGAGCGAAGCCUGUGGUUUGGGAGGACACGUUUGAUAUGUUCACGCGCGUUGCCCCUGAGCUGGGCGAGGCCAUUCGGAGGGCUGUUGUCCCCCAGGGCCAGAAGGCUUAAGUCGAGGGGUGUGGAAACGACUGUCAGGACUGGCCGACGGAUGGCAGUUGU
Molecule: messenger RNA, 1699 nt
Organism: Parathielavia appendiculata
Lineage: Eukaryota; Fungi; Ascomycota; Sordariomycetes; Sordariales; Chaetomiaceae
Product: catalase-domain-containing protein
Exons: 5
Coding region: 116-1648 (510 amino acids)
Biological process (GO): response to hydrogen peroxide; hydrogen peroxide catabolic process
Cellular component (GO): cytoplasm; mitochondrion; peroxisome
Molecular function (GO): heme binding; catalase activity
Source: RefSeq, a predicted model, not a curated record